Cladophialophora carrionii CBS 160.54 is the source of this 1323-nucleotide messenger RNA. RefSeq lists its product as uncharacterized. The coding region runs from base 1 to 1323 and encodes 440 amino acids. The transcript has 3 exons. The record is from RefSeq and is a predicted model, not a curated record. Gene Ontology annotation, biological process: regulation of glucose metabolic process; protein phosphorylation. Lineage: Eukaryota; Fungi; Ascomycota; Eurotiomycetes; Chaetothyriales; Herpotrichiellaceae. Gene Ontology annotation, cellular component: mitochondrion. Gene Ontology annotation, molecular function: pyruvate dehydrogenase (acetyl-transferring) kinase activity.
AUGCAGCGGUUCCGUUGCUUUUCAAGGCCCCGCGCCUCGGGCCUGAACAGACUCGGCGGGUUGAACACCCAGUCGUACAGGUGGACGUCCUCUCAGGCUGAGAGGCAACCUCCGCCAUGGCGGCCAGCUUCUACCCUUGACGAUUGGGUCGACCGCCCGAUUCGUCCCAUCAGCCUGCGCCAGCUGUUCUUCUUCGGCCGGACCUUGACUGAAAGUCGCUUGCUGAGCUCUGCCAACUAUGUGCGGAUGGAAUUGCCCACCAGGCUUGCCCAUCGACUGCGAGACAUGCAGCGUUUGCCCUAUGUCGUGGUGACGAACCCGCAUCUUUCCCUCGUGUACGAGCUCUAUUACAAGUCGUUCGAGAGUUUUCGGCGUGUCCCCGUCAUCCGGACUGUCAAAGAGAAUGACGAAUUUUGCAAAGUCAUCAGCGACAAUUUGAAAGAGCAUCUGGCGGUCAUCCCCAAUUUGGUCAUGGGGGUGCUCGAGUGUCAAGAGUUGGUCUCCCCUGAUAACAUGGACCAGUUUGUUCAGGCCAUGCUGCGAGCUCGCAUUUCGAGACGAGUCAUUGCCGAGCAACAUCUUGCUUUGACAGAGACCUUUAAUUCACCAUGGCAUGUGCCUCAACCCAGUUCUGAGAAUGAAUUUGUCGGCGAGGUUCUCCUCCGGUGCAAUGCAAAGGAGGUCAUUGAGCGAGUUGGCCAUUUCACCCAACAAAUUUGCAAAUCAACCAGUGGCGCUGACCCACCAGUGCCUGAGAUUCGGAUUCAAGGCCAUACCAGCGCUACCUUUCCCUACGUGCUGAGCCAUCUGGAGUACGUGGUCGGAGAGCUCUUGCGGAACUCGGUGCAAGCAGUUAUGGAGAGAUACAAAGACACUCGAGAAACUCCUCCGCCCAUCGAUGUGUUGAUCUGCGAGGCCCCGCAAAACGUGGUCAUCCGAAUCUCUGACCAAGGUGGGGGCAUACCUCGAGACAUCACUCCCUUCUUGUGGUCUUUUAACAAAGGACCAAGAAGUGCCGCACGGUUGCAAAACUUCAAGGACGUACCCACCCUUGCAGCCACAAUGCAGGAAGUCCGAGUCUCUGCGACGGAUAAGCCUAGUGGGAAAGUGAGGGAUUCCUCGCUCACUACGCUGGCUACAAGGCCCCCAAAUCUGAGACUUGGCAUGGGUUUACCUAUGAGCAGAGUAUAUGCUGAGUACUGGGCUGGUGGGCUGGAACUGCACAGUCUGGAAGGCUAUGGUGUGGAUGCGUUCCUGCAAAUCUCUAAGUUGGGCAACCAAAACGAGCAGCUUACUUCCCGCGCAAGUAUUGACGCGGUCUGA